AUGGCUGAUGAGAUUCUCCGCAAUUCGGCGGCUCUGAAUGCUCUGAAAAGACAUCAGCUAGUCUCUUUGUCCAAGAGGUAUGGAUUGAAAGCUAGUGGAAAGAAUGUCGAGAUGAUCCAAAGGUUAGAAGAUUAUGCUAUAAACCAUGCCAACGAUCUCGACUUUUAUAUCCCUUCACCAGCUCCUACCCCAGGUACUAACAUGCUAUCGGCGCUGCCUCCGUUCGAACCAGCCACACCACUGGCUUCUCAUACAGUCCAGUCUUUCAACAAUCUCCAUUCUCUCGCUCCUACUCCUCUCAAUCGCAAAGACUCGAUGAUGAGCGUACAAUCAAGAGCAUCUGAUGCAUGGGAGAUGUUAAGCGAGAGUGGAGCCAGUCUUAUCUCGCCGAAGAAACAGGGUGGAAUGAUCAAGUCAAGCAGUUGUAGUAGUUGGAAAAGUGCGACCAAUGGUGAAGCUAUGAGCGAGUUUGGAGGUCACCACAACGAGAAAGUAUCUUCGACCAGCUCGAUGAAAGCUCUGGCUACCUCACUCACCCGACGUGGAUCUAAAAUCCUACUGGGUAGAAGCACUUCAGCAUCAUCUCAUCUCAGCCAAGCUGCCGAACCCGAACCUGAGCCUCAGCCUGAAACUGAACCAGGUCCAGUGGAAGAAGUCGUCGAAUCGCUACCUCCCUCACCAGCAUCUACCGUUGGUGUUCCCCGAAGACAUUCUCGAAUCACCUUGUUAGAAAGACCAAGCACAGUCCGACUCUGUUCGCCUACACCUACCUCGCCCAAAUUUGAUCCGCAAUCCGAUCAAGAGGAUGAAGAACUUCCAUUCUCCGGUAAAGCCAAAAACGUUCAUAACCUGAAAGAACGUAGAUCCAUGGCACCAAUCAGAUCAAGCAUUGGUUCAACGACAGCUCUCUCUCAGAAUGGACUCGGUCGAAAAUCAUUGCCAGCAUUAUCAGGUAUGACGUCGGCAAGUGUAACAUCUAUCUAUCCACCGCUUCCGGUCCUUCUCCCACAAUUUAUGAAAGCUACUUCGCCGCCUGUACAGACUGUCCCAGGGUCAUUCCCUCCUCUCCCUCCCACACCCAGUCGAAUGGUGUUUGGAUCGCCAACCGAUGCUGGAGUAAGCAAUCAACAAUUCUCUGAAGCUGCUCAGGCGAUCUUGAAAGAGAUGAAUUCUAAGUUACCUGGAGGAGUUGUAUUCGGAGAAGAGCUUUUGAAAGGCAGAAAAGCCGAGAUGGACAAAUUAGUCCAUGUCAAUAAGCAGUUGGGAACUGGUGGAUGGGGCUUAAGUAGCAGUACAGGUAGUACUGAUAGGUUUGCUGAAGCGCAUCACAAGGAAUUCUCCAAAAUGCGAUCAAUCUCCAAAACGUCGCUUGCACCCAAGCCUAGUGCAUCACGACAAAUCUCAUCUUCUUCUGUUGCUCAACUCUCGACAGCUCCUACGGUUCAAACGAAGCGCAAACAUGAGCUCACUACUUCGACCUCGAGUGCACAUCUCAUUCCUUCUGCCCCCAGCGGCGCUCCUUUGACCGCGACAUUAUUCAAUGAAGACGGACGGCAUGCCAAGAGGUCUCGACUGUCUAACGGUCCAAACUAUCUAGGAUCCCUUCGAGAGGCAGGUAGAAGCAUCGCUAAUUUGCUUGGCGAGGAGAAAGGCAAAAGCACGGAUGAUAUGAUGAAGGUCAUGAAGGAAAGAAGGGAUAAGAGAAGAUCGAGCUUGCUCAGGAAGAAAGGACGUGGUCUUUCCUCCAGAUUUGGGUUCCUUCGUAACAAGAAAUCAAUGGCUCUUCCACCAGCCAUGCCUACUGCUCCUGCCGUAUCAUCACCUCCUGUGCCGGCACCCACGAUGUCUAGGAAAACCUCUGUUUAUGCGCCUCGAGAUCCCCCGCAUGGAAGAAUCCCGUUCGAUCUCGAAGCUUCUUUGGCUAGAAAGCCGACUGCUUCUCGUCGAAGAUCGACUGAUUUGACAAAUGUGAUCAAGCCCCAUCCCGAGGUUCUGGAAGAUAUCCGAUCACCGACUUCACAGGCCGUCCCCAAGGGACAGAAGGAUAGAGGUAGAUCAACAUCCGCCCAAACAGUCCUAAGCCAGAGUAGCUCUCAAGCACCUCGACGAGCGCGAAUACCAGACUUUGCUCCACCUGCCGGUAUGCACAAAGCUGCCUCUGGAUCGACUAAUACUCUGGGCUUACCUAAGUCGACAUCGGUCUCCUCAGGUUUAGCAAUGUCAAAGAAAGCUUCUCAAGCUGAGAUUAUCCGAAAUGCUCGACCUGCCCCGCCUCCUCCCCCGCCUUCGGCUUUCGAAACUCCUCGUGUGGGUGGAUCAUCAACUCGGCCGGUAUCCAUCAAUCGAUCAUCAACAUUGUAUCUACCUACCGCAUCGAGUCUCGCUAGAAUGCAAGCGACCAUCAAACCCAAUCCUGAUAGACCAUUACCUAUGCUUCCUCCUCCCGCGCACCAUCAUCCUUCCACGCCCAGGAUUACCAGUACGGUCCAACCGUUUGGAUCAGCUCAAUCGAGGAAUAAUCAAUCUUUCACUUCGAAUUUCAACAUGUCUAAGCCUGCUCCUACGACCUUGAAACCCAGGACAUCCCAAAGUGCGAUCGGUAAAUCCCAAUCUACCGCUGCUGCUCGAAUUAGAGCUAGGCAAUCUGGUCUCAGUGCUGUCAAGUCCAAGAGUAAUUUGCGAGAGGACAUGGAAGUGAAAAGGAAAAGAUCGGAGAUAAAAGCUAGGAUGGAAAGGAGGGAGGAAGAGAAGGAACUGAGAGAGAUGUUGGGUGAUGUAGCAAGAUAA
Kwoniella mangroviensis CBS 8507 is the source of this 2787-nucleotide messenger RNA. RefSeq lists its product as uncharacterized. The coding region runs from base 1 to 2787 and encodes 928 amino acids. The record is from RefSeq and is a predicted model, not a curated record. Lineage: Eukaryota; Fungi; Basidiomycota; Tremellomycetes; Tremellales; Cryptococcaceae. The transcript is spliced from 8 exons.